AUCAAAUAAACGUAAGUAAGCUCUUUAUAAAAGCUCCUGUCACGUACUACAUCGUUACAGUUGCACAGACACAUUUCUUUGAAUAUUAACAAAAAUAUUUUCCGGAAACAUGCUUUCUAAAAGCGCCCGCGCUUUCACGCUCCUGGUGUUGGGAGUAGCAUUUUUUACGAAUCUGGAUGCAGCAAGUAUUGCAUCGGACGACCUUCCAAUGGAGGUGAUGGAGUUGAAGUCACAGUUGCAAGAGUUAAAGGCAACUGUGAGUCAAUUAGAGAAUAAGAUGACAUCCAACAUCGCGGACCAAUUCGCCGACAAAACGAUCGACAGCAUUCGCACCAACAAUCAAAAAGACGCCACCAAAUUCUGGAUGGAACUCCUCAACCACGCCAAACAAACCAGCGACAAUCGAACCGACGAACUCUUGAGCACCAUCGUGAUGAAGGCGUACUCCGGAAAACGCACAAAUUUCUACCCCCUCCUAGAAUUCAUCAUUAAAAACAACAUAACUCUCGCCUACCCCAAGCUGUACGACGCCCUGAAUUAUUACGACCACAUCUUCGACGGUCAAGAAGUCUUCGUCCUUGCCCAGUAUUUACGACAAGUUUGCGGCGAAAGUACCCAACUUUACGGGAAACUUCCCCUCCCCGUCCGUCGCGUGAUUGGAGGUCCCGUCCUCUUCAAAAACCAGGACAAUCGCGGCUACAUCAUUGGAACGGAACACACCCCCUGCAAAACGAGGGAGGAAUGUUACGCCAACCCAAAAACGGAAGCGUACGUGUUCCGAACCUCGAAUUCCUUAAGGGAAACCGAUGUCCUCAAGAAUCCCAGAGCGCAGUGGAGGUUCACCCCACCGAUUACGAUGGAUAUGUGGGCAGGCUUCAACGGUACCCGGAUGGCGUGGGGUUUCCACUUAAAGAACGUGGCGGAGAAUAAGUUUCUUAUCACGAAACUCCGUAUGACGACGUUCUUUUUGAGGAAUGACACGAAUUUUGACUCGUAUUACGUGGGGGAUUUGCAAUGUCAGUAUCAACCCAUGCUGGUGAGGGGGGAAGAAGGGGACAGUAUUAGGUUGGCCGUGGUGGAGAAGUAUGUUCCUAAGAGGGAAUUUAUUUACGGGGGGAAUUGGGGCAAGAAGGCGGAUAAGGUGCAGCUCGGGAGGAGGGGACAGUUCAGGGAGGAGAUGGGUGGAAUGCUUUGGGAGGUCAAGAGCGUCAUGAAGGAGGACGAGGAGGACGACGGUGAUAUUAAUGGGAAAGUUGAUAGUGAAAUGUCAAGUGAGCCGAAAUGCCAAUUUUAAUCCAAGUUUUAUUGAUCGUUUCUAUUUUUAUAUGUACAAAGUUAUUUCAAGUUUAUUUAUAUAGUAAUAAGUCUAAUUUUUGGUACGUUUGUUUGUGUAGCAAUUUUUUGUAUUUGUUAAAUAGUAUAUUUUUAGAUAUAAUUUUGUAUUCGUUCGUAUACUUUUUGGAUAAAAUUUGUGUAUAAGAAGAAGCAAAUUUUGUAUGUAUGGAUGUAUGAGAGCACUUAUAUAAUUUGUGUGUAUGUGUGUAUUUUGGAUUAAAUAAUGUAAUCUAGUACAAGUUAUGAUUGAAUAUUUAGUGUUUCGGGUGCAACAAGUAACGAACUUUUAAGAAAUAUGUAACAGCAAGAAAUUGGUUUUUUGUAGCGGUUUCGACCUGCAAGAAAUGCGAAGCGCAGGAAACUACGCCUCGCCGCUGUACUUCAUACGGCGCACAUUUCUCCCAGUUUCUUGCACCCCGCAUUUCUUGCAUUUCAUACUUUUUACUGCAAGAAAUGUAGAAAACCCACAAAAAAACCAAACACGUUCAUGCGCGACAAAUAAUAAAUGAUUUAAAUAUA
Molecule: messenger RNA, 1854 nt
Organism: Folsomia candida
Lineage: Eukaryota; Metazoa; Arthropoda; Collembola; Entomobryomorpha; Isotomidae
Exons: 3
Coding region: 110-1294 (394 amino acids)
Source: RefSeq, a predicted model, not a curated record